GCUGGCCUUGACGGAGGAGGGCCAUGAUGCUAAAUUACACCGUUUCUUUGUACGUGGGUAGAGUAGAGACACGAGAAAGCACGCUUCUCUGACAGACCCACAGACACACCGCUGACUCGUCGUGGCUGAGCCCGGCCGGUAUCAGACCACAGAGCGGACCGAACAGAGAGAGGAACGGACCCGCGGGAAAGUGGGAAGCCCCGAGUGAGGAAGAAGAAAGAGGAAACUUAGCCAACGAUGUCUGGGCUCAAGAAAAGAAACUCCAAUUCCUCGGCAGACAGGGAGGAGGACAAGCAGGUUACGGAGAGGAUGCUGUCCCCGGGCAGCGGGGAUAAGGACGACUCCAACCGGGGUGGAGCACCGGGAGGCGACGCCAAGAGCCCCGACAACGCCGCCGGAGGAGAGGAGGGGGUCACGCUGAAGAGGACCAUCACCCUGGUGAACGGCGUGGCCAUCAUUGUUGGCACCAUCAUAGGCUCGGGCAUCUUCGUCACACCGACCGGCGUGGUGAAGGAGGCCGGCUCGGUGGGUCUGUCCCUGGUCGUGUGGGCGGUGUGUGGGGUGUUCUCCACGGUGGGAGCCCUCUGCUACGCGGAGCUGGGGACCACCAUCAGCAAGUCCGGGGGAGACUAUGCCUACAUCCUGGAGGUGUACGGCUCCCUGCCGGCUUUCCUCAAACUCUGGAUCGAGUUGCUCAUCAUCCGGCCGUCCUCGCAGUACAUCGUCGCCUACGUUUUCGCCACCUACCUCAUCAAGCCCCUGUUCCCCGUGUGCCCGGUGCCGGAGAACGGGGCCAAGGUCGUGGCCUGCCUCUGCAUCC
Morone saxatilis (striped sea-bass) is the source of this 820-nucleotide messenger RNA. RefSeq names its product large neutral amino acids transporter small subunit 1-like. The record is from RefSeq and is a predicted model, not a curated record. Lineage: Eukaryota; Metazoa; Chordata; Actinopteri; Moronidae. Gene Ontology annotation, cellular component: membrane. Gene Ontology annotation, molecular function: L-amino acid transmembrane transporter activity; neutral L-amino acid transmembrane transporter activity. Gene Ontology annotation, biological process: neutral amino acid transport; amino acid transmembrane transport.